GUGUGUCUGAUUGAGUCCAGUACAAGUAAACCGUACUUCUUCCUCUCUGUCAAACAAUUAAAAACAAUGUGAAGGGAAAGACCAGAAAUUCCUUCCUUCUUUACUAAAUUCAAGAUUCAUGCACAGAAUGAAUUUACCUGCUUGCUUGAAAGGAUGCACUUGCGAACGAGAAGCAUUUAAUAACUGCAAAGGACAUUUGGAUUACAGUCCAAUGCAGCACAAAUCCAUCAUGUCAAUGACCAACUUAAGACAGAUGAUGCCACCAAGUAAAGUCCUACCAGACAUGUUGUUCUUUGAAGAUUCCAGAGAAAGAGGUUAUGACUGCAGAGAAUGUGAAAGAGUGUUCAAAUCAGAGGAGCUACUGCAAAAGCACCUCAGAAACCAUUCAGAAAAUCGUCCUCACAAAUGUCCCCACUGUCCCAAAGGCUUCAAACAACCAAGUCACCUGAGCCAGCACUUGAGAACACACUCAGACGAACGUCCAUUCAUAUGUACGGUUUGCAGUAAGGCAUUCAAGCAGUCGUGCCAACUAAAACAGCACAUGCGAUUGCACACUGGAGAGAAACCUUACAAAUGCCCUCAGUGUGACCGUGGCUUCAAACAAGCAAGUCAACUCAAUCAGCACUUCAGGCUUCACACUGGAGAAAAGCCAUACAAGUGCAUGGUGUGUUACAAAGCAUUCACCCAAGCCAGCCAACUCAGAUCACAUAAGAAGACACACGAGCCAAAACCUCAACGAAAGGCAACUACUUAUAAUAACAAGACAGCCAGUUACAAAACCAAAUUGCUUCAUCCUACGCAGACCUUAACCAGUACAAUGUCUUGUUCAACUGCACCACCUACACCAAGAAACAUGUUUUAUUCCUCAACUCGGCUUGGUUCAUCGUUUAGUCUAAAAGAUAUUGAUCUACCAACUGAAGACUCCAUACAUGUUGUGCAACUGCCAGUCACCCAUCUGGGUUUGCCAUACUCAAGCUGAAUUGAUCUACAAACACUAAUAGAUUUAAGUUAAGUUAAAAUGAUUGUUGAUAGGUAGAAUUGACUAAACACACUGUAUCUUGCUUUAACCAAGUCAGUGUGUGACUGUGUAGUUGCUAAAGAUAUUUUUUGUUAAGGUGGCUGCAAUUGCUUCAUUUAUAAACAUGCAGUGUUUGGCUGCUAUUUACCUCACAGUAAUACUUGGUUUUCAUAUGAGGCACUCUCCAGUCCAUCUGCUGUGCUAGAAGGCCUCUAAGUAUCGUUUUAAUCUGUUUCUAAACACUGAAAGAAUCUCAAUUUUUCUGGUGUGUUUCAGUUGUUUCAAUUUUUCUAUCGAGAUUUUUUGGGUUGCAAAUAGUCAACAAAAUAGACGUCAAUUCACUCUGAUUAAAUACGACUUAUAUAACUUGAUAACCUGUUGGAUUAAGCUACUAGAACCGAAAAAAAGAGCAAGUAGUUUUUAAAUAGUAUUAUAGUGUUGUAAAUAGAUGUGGUUGUAGAUUUAAUAUGUGGUCGAUCUAUCAAAAAAGUCAAACAAGGUUUGAAAAUUAAUGUGAAAAUAGUGAAUUAAAUUUGGGCAAUUUUGACCACAUUAUUUUAGACAUCUUGUAAAACAAGAUAAGCUUUCUAAUAAAGAAAGUACGUAACACAA
Exaiptasia diaphana is the source of this 1630-nucleotide messenger RNA. Its product is annotated as zinc finger protein 22. Gene Ontology annotation, cellular component: nucleus. NCBI's taxonomy places the organism in Eukaryota, Metazoa, Cnidaria, Anthozoa, Actiniaria, Aiptasiidae. The transcript is spliced from 3 exons. Gene Ontology annotation, biological process: regulation of transcription by RNA polymerase II. Gene Ontology annotation, molecular function: DNA-binding transcription factor activity, RNA polymerase II-specific; RNA polymerase II cis-regulatory region sequence-specific DNA binding. The record is from RefSeq and is a predicted model, not a curated record. Bases 119 to 979 code for a protein of 286 amino acids.